GCGGCAAUGCCUGGUUUUCUGGAAAUUAUAGAUAGCUUCUGCACCAAGGACUCGGAAGUUGCAACCUCAUCAAGCUUCAAACCGGAGCAUCGCCAGUCUGUGCUUUACCAUCUUUGUUCGCCCGAGGACGUGGAGCUAGGGAAUCUUCUAGUCAAACCAAAUCCUCUCUUGCCACCCUCUGAAAUCGCCGUGGAGUACACGAAAGAGAAGUAUGGAAGUAUUCCUCGUUAUUACAUCAAAGGGAUUCAUGACGUGUUGAUGCCCGUGGCAAUGCAAGAUUAUCUUCUGGAAAACAAUCCCCCUGACGGUGUUCUAGAGCUUCCAUCUGAUCACAGCCCCUUCUUUUCCACUCCAGAUGCGCUUGUGGAGGCACUCUCAAGCAUUGCAACAUCGUUAAAAUGAAAGCUUAUGGCAAAUGCAAGGAACCGUCCUAUCACUAUAUAAUGAAAAUAAUCUUGGACAAUG
Molecule: messenger RNA, 465 nt
Organism: Selaginella moellendorffii
Lineage: Eukaryota; Viridiplantae; Streptophyta; Lycopodiopsida; Selaginellales; Selaginellaceae
Product: methylesterase 17
Exons: 2
Coding region: 7-402 (131 amino acids)
Biological process (GO): salicylic acid metabolic process; jasmonic acid metabolic process
Molecular function (GO): methyl jasmonate esterase activity; methyl indole-3-acetate esterase activity; methyl salicylate esterase activity
Source: RefSeq, a predicted model, not a curated record